CGGUUGGUGGAUAGUUCUCUGUCCUCUGUGUAUCGCUCGCGCAUGUCUUGUGCAUUUUGUCUACCCAACUUACAUGAGACGUGUUGGUUGUGUGCGUUAUUUUGGAAAGAAAACGAAACGUUUUUCUCAUUUUGCGUUUGGAUUGUAGCAGUGACAACCUUGUGCUUUGGUUACUCGUGAUUUCUGCCGGCGGAUAGCAUAAAUUCUGUUCAAAGACUGUGUGUUGUGUGUAUUUGCUGCAGUAUUUCAGAGGUGCCGAUAAACUAUCAUCCGGAUUUCUGAAAUUGUCCUGAUUGUGCACUUAGAAGUAUAGAUUUAAAAGUUCUUGAAUAUUCUCAGUACGUGUGAUCUAUUGGAUUAUAAUAAGAUCUAUAACUUCUAAGUCCCCACUUGUGUCAGGAUUUGUUCUUAUCGUAGCCAGUUGUCGUUUCUGGUUAACAAGUUUAAACAUAAUUUCAUCAAAGUAAACCCCUGUGAUAUUUUGCUGAUUUUUAUCUACUAACUACUUGGUUUGUGCGAAGACCAUGAAGGUUCAGAAAAGGUGUCGUUUCCGUUACCGCAAACAGUACAACCCUAAGACAGGGCGACUGCAUCUGUAUCUGGAGCAUCUCCAGUGCAUGUUUGAGGAGAUACCUGACAAGGCGAAUCAGUGGAUUCCCAUUGGUGACACCGUCUCCCUCCCCUCCUCGGCGCUGGUGCGCUGCACAGACAGCCAAUCAGACGUCACCGACGAAGUGGAUGGCGACAUGGUUGCUUCCACAUCGGAACCCGUGGCCAAUCAGAGCUUUGAGAAGUUCCGCUCCCUGGACUUCCAGCUGAGGUUUCAAAAUGUGUUCGCAACACCUCACACCGCCAUACAGUCCCCCUUGCCUGCCUUCAAUUGGGCCAACUCAGGUGAUGUGUGGAAGAACAUGCUUCUGAAGGAAGAGAAGUUUCGGCGUGAUGCCGGAAUGUUCCGCAACCACCCAGAGCUUCAGCCUCGCAUGAGAUCGAUCUUGUUAGACUGGUUGUCAGAGGUGUGUGAAGUGUACAGAUUACAUAAAGAAACCUUCACAUUGGCCGUGGAUUACCUGGAUCGCUAUCUUAGUGUGGUCGACAACGUGCCCAAGACCCAGCUGCAAUUGUUAGGAAUAUCUUCGUUAUUUAUUGCUGCCAAGCUUGAGGAAAUCUACCCUCCAAAGCUGUCAGAAUUUGCGUACGUGACAGACUCUGCCUGCACAGAAGCUGACAUCGUUCGUCAAGAAAUGAUUAUUUUAAAAGCAUUAAAGUGGGAUCUGUCUCCCAUGACCACAAACGCCUGGCUCGGAGUGUACCUGCAGGUGGCCAACAUGGACCACAUCACAGACCCGGAGCUGGGAUUUGUCUUUCCACAGUUUUCUACCCAUGCCUUUGUACAAAUAUCAAGACUUUGUGAUUUAGCUUUGAUGGACGUCGGUUCCUUCAAGUUCUACCGGAACGUUAUUGCGGCUUCGGCUCUCUACCACCACACCAACGAGAAGCUGGUCAUGGAAGUAUCCGGCCUCAACUGGGCAGACUUGUAUCCUUGUGUGAAGUGGAUGAAUCCAUUUGCGAAGGCAAUCCUGGAGGUUGGCCAGUCACCGAUCAAGUAUUUCCCGCAUAUCAACGCCGAAGACUGCCACAACAUACAGACCCACAAUGUGGACAUGGUUCUUUUGGAUCGUGCUUUGGCACAUCAGGUGACCAUGGAAGAGCGUGAGAAACUUUAUCCUUCAUCGUUAGAUCUUUCAGCACAGCUGGUGGGUCUUCUCACCCCACCGAGCAACAAGAAAACUCAGCCUCGAACCCAGACCUCCUCAGGAUGCGGUCCCAGCAGUUAGCGUCAGGCUUUCUAGUCACCUAUUGAGUUGUUUUUAAUGAGUGUUUGCGUGUGUGUGUGUGUUGGAAUAUGUGCGUGUGUGUGUGUGAAGACAUAAAAGAAAAUGUGUGUUGGCCUACAUCUGGCUACCUACCCAUGUUCCUUACCAACCAUUAAAAAAAAAUGUAUUUUUAGUACUGUAUUAUUUGUGCUUGUUUUUUUCUUUAAGUUUUCUCAGUUGCGAAAGAAAGUGGUCGUUGAACUGGUGGGGGGGGGGGUCUUUUUUUUAUGUGUCAGACGAUGACACUGUUUGUCCUUGGUUCCCGAAGUUUCCUUGUAAAUGGACUUGUGGUUGGUAUUUUGGAAAGACCGCUCUGCUUUUUCUGCAACACUGCUGUCGCUGUCUUCGUUAUAGAAUUCUACCUCCAUUACAGUCAUGUCACACUACACUGAUGUAUUAAUGAACGAUACUCCAAACGCCACUGGCGAUGAAUUUGUCGUUUGCUGCAUCAUCUUGACUGAGCUGUAGCUUCUGGAUUUUUAAAAAAAUUAUUUUUUUUUUGGGGGGGGGGGGGGGGUUGCUCUCGUACUGUUGACAUAUGCAGGAAUAAUUUGUGCCAUAUAAAUGUUUUCUUGUAGUUUUUCCUGGUAAUAACAAUCUUGAUUAUGAGAAAGAAAAACACAUUGUUCACCUUAACAGGACUGUUAAAGUUUGUCCAUAAAAAUGAAAUGUAUUGAAGAAUGAAGUGCUCAAAAAAUACAAAAACAAAUUCAUUGUAUACGUCUCUGCCUCUGUCCUUUUGCUCUUGAAAUAGAUGUCUGAUAGGGGGUUUGGCUUUAUCAUUUUCAUUUCACUACUGUACCACUGCAUCUUAUAGCUCUCUUCUUUUGUUGUCUGUUUUGUGUGGGGUGGGCUGUUGUUUGUUUUGUUUGUUUUGUUUUUUUAAACUUAGUUAAUUCAAUCACUUGAAAAAAGUAGGGGAACCUCUUUCAUUGUAUUGUAGAUUUUCCACCUAAGGAGAACCAAUCAUAUAUCUCUUUGCAGUGCUAAAUAGUUAGGCUUAUCAGUAUGGGCUUGUGUAAAUUUGUUGUUAGGUAGAAUGAGUCUUACAGCUUCAGAUCCACCUAUGUGUUUUGGAAGAAAGAACAUUUUUUCAGCUGGUAUUGUGUAAAUACUUUCCUAGAUGGCCACCCAUUGUCGAAGAGAAACGUGGUGGUCGUCUUGGCCAGUGUAAUUAUGAUAUAUCAAAAUAACGUGAGGGAAAGAGUGAACAUCUGGACCGGCAAUAGUGUCAAGUGUUGUGUCUGCGAGGUUCAUAAUUGUCUGCAGGGUGUGCAGUGCUGACGUUGGGAAGCUGGUUUGUUUUCAGUUGUCUGGGAUUGCUUCAAGCAUUUUGUAUAUCUCACAAUAAAUGUAAUUGAUCAGCCGGCUUUUAUAUGAUGUAGCACAAAUCAUCAAUGUUUUCAAUGAUUAUUAUGAGUGCAAUCUUAUUUUUGUUUCUGGCAUAGUUCUGGCCGUUGCAAUACUAUCUUUGUAUUCUUACCUUUUGAAUGUCCGUACCGGUACGCUGAAAGUUGUGUGCGAUCGCUGCUCACCUAUCGUUCUUAUAAUUAUAUCUGAAAAUGUAUUUUUCAUUCUUACUGAUGUGCAAAGAGAAAAUUUGUUUUACAAAAAAAAAA
Aplysia californica (California sea hare) is the source of this 3496-nucleotide messenger RNA. Its product is annotated as G1/S-specific cyclin-E1. The transcript is spliced from 9 exons. The coding region runs from base 525 to 1838 and encodes 437 amino acids. Gene Ontology annotation, biological process: regulation of cyclin-dependent protein serine/threonine kinase activity; G1/S transition of mitotic cell cycle. Gene Ontology annotation, molecular function: cyclin-dependent protein serine/threonine kinase regulator activity. The record is from RefSeq and is a predicted model, not a curated record. Lineage: Eukaryota; Metazoa; Mollusca; Gastropoda; Aplysiida; Aplysiidae. Gene Ontology annotation, cellular component: nucleus; cyclin E1-CDK2 complex; cytoplasm.